AAAAGGGGUUUACGCAGGUGUUUACGUUCUUCGACUUCCGUAGCUGCCUGGAGCGAAUUAACGUUGUCGAUCUGACGUUAAAAAACGACAUUUGACAAAAAACUGUCGGUCAUGUUUAUUCGUUUUAGCUUAAGUACCAGAGAUGCUUCGCAAAACAAUAUGAUCGAGGCCGUUUGCUGUCCAUUGUAGGCGCUGUAUCACGAGUUUUCCUCAUCAUUCAUCGCAGGCAAAGCUAAAGCUAGCGCUGUGUUAACAGCGCGUCAGCGGCUCUGGGCAUAAUUUAAUAAACCAUCGCCCGAUUCGCACUUUGUCCAGGGUUAGUUUAGAUAAAAAAAAAGAAAGGCAGUCAUGGCCACUAGGCGUCUGACCGAUGCCUUCUUGUUAAUGCGGAACAAUGCUAUCCAAAACCGGCAGAUAUUGGCUGAGCAAGUGAGUACAUACGACCCCCGUCUGAGUACACGUAGCAAUGCUGCGGAGCUUGAUGAGUUGGCUGAUGAUCGGAUGGCCCUGGUGUCGGGGAUCAGUCUGGAUCCUGAAGCUGCCAUUGGAGUCACCAAGAAACUGCCUCCUAAAUGGAUAGAGGGGGUUGAUGAGAUCCAGUAUGAAAUCACAAGGGUUCGUCAGAAGAUGAAGGAUCUGGCCUUACUUCAUGACAAGCACAUGAAUCGUCCCACGCUGGAUGACAGCAGUGAAGAGGAGCACGCAAUAGAAAUCACUACUCAGGAGAUCACACAGAUGUUCCAUCGAUGCCAGCGAGCUGUGACGGGUUUGCAGUCCCGCUGUGGCCACUGCACCGAGCAGGAGGAGAGGCUCUUGAGAAAUGUUGUGUCGUCUCUGGCACAGAGCCUGCAGGAGCUCUCCACCAAUUUUAGGCACACGCAGUCCAGCUACCUAAAACGUAUGAAGAAUCGUGAGGAGAGAUCAAAGCACUUUUUUGACUCCGGACCCUUAAUGGAAGAGGAUGAAGAUUUAGCUAUUUAUGACAAAGGGUUCACAGACGAUCAAUUGAUGCUGGUGGAGCAGAACACAGUUAUGGUUGAAGAACGAGAGAGAGAGAUUCGACAAAUAGUUCAGUCCAUCUCAGACCUGAAUGAGAUUUUCCGGGACUUGGCUGGGAUGGUGGUGGAGCAGGGCACCGUUCUUGACAGAAUCGACUUCAAUGUGGAGCAGGCUUGUGUUAAAACAGAUGAUGGGUUGAAACAGCUGCAAAAGGCAGAGCAGUACCAGAAGAAAAACAGAAAGAUGCUGGUCAUUUUGAUCCUCUUUGUCAUAGUCAUUGUUCUAAUUAUUAUUCUUUUUGGAACAAAGUUUUAAUCCUGCAUUCCUUUGGCUUGUUUUUCUGUCUGGGUGUUUGUUGUGCAUCUGUGUGGACUUGGACUGGCUUCUCCUCUGAACAAGAGUGACUGUCUUUCAUCAGCAACCAGGAAACAUCACGGUGAACUUUGGGCUUUGCCAAGAUGUUUUCUGGUUGAUUUUAAUGAAAGAAACAAUCGACGGUCUGAGCUGUGACUGUGACGGAGGUUUGUCAAACCUGAGCGGGCUGAUAGUCAUGUCUCAACAAAAGAACACACUCUGUAGUGUAAACAAAUGCACUGCUGAGGUCACUUAAGAGAAGCUGCUUUGACUCAAAGCACCAACUGUGACAUGGUCUGAAGAUAAAUUAUUUCUGUCUAAUAUCUUUACAGACGUUUAGGUUCUGUGGAGGAAAUGUGACAAGAAUGAAUGUUUGGAAAAAUGCAUGCAGUAGGUCCAAUAGCACUGCAAACACAUUUUGACUCUGGUUCUGGUUCUGGUUCAGUAUUUACCUUAAAAGACUAGAGGAGAAUAAUUUGUAUUAGAGCAGCAACAGAUACGAUUAAAACAGCCAUUCAGUACCAAAAAUGUUCAUUUGGUUUAAGGACCACCUGUUAUUUUUAUUUCCAUUAGCCUUUACUGUAUUAGUGAUAUUAUUGAGGUCCUUGUUACUCCACUGAGGAGAGUGUACACAGCCACAAGCCUUUGGUUUUAAAUCCAUCCCUGUCUCACAGUCACUUAUCAUGAAGUGCUCCUUUUAAAAUAUGUUUUGUUGUUAUUUUCCAUGGUCCUUGCAUAAAGUGCUACCUUUUUAAAAACUCUUGCAGUUUGCACAUAUUGAAGCCUGAGGGGGAGGGGUCGUGUUAUGGAUGUAAUACUACUGUCAUCUGUAUGAUAAAAAUAAGAAUUUAUUUAUUUUCUAAUGACUUCAGAUAAUCCAGAGGUGUCCUGUCUCUGACAGAUGUGCUGUACAUUGAGUCGAGAGUUUGUGUAGCGUGAACCUGAGUUGUUGUCCACUCCACUAAGGAAGCUGUUAUGUAGUUCAACACUAGCAGACGGCUGAAGACAGCAAUAUGAUUUUAUUUUUUAUUUUUCCGGGCGGGACGCAUUACAUUUAAUUUCAUCAGACUGUUGGACACUCAUGUCCUUGUGUCCUGUAAAGACUGAUAAGCUGAAACAACGAAGAGCUUUAUUUAACAUAUCUGUGCUCGACUCUACACUUUAUACACCUGUUAAAUCAUCUCUGUCAUUGAUGUGAAGUUGUACGUGUGAAAACAAAUGUCUUUGUGUUGCCUCCCUUGAGUAUUGUUUUUUUCCAAACAAAACAGGUGAGGAAACGGCAACUUCUUUCUUUUUAUAAAUAAACUUGAAAUGUGAUGGUG
Mugil cephalus (flathead mullet) is the source of this 2675-nucleotide messenger RNA. It is a transcript of the gene stx16, whose product is annotated as syntaxin 16. The coding region runs from base 349 to 1314 and encodes 321 amino acids. Gene Ontology annotation, cellular component: endomembrane system; SNARE complex; membrane. The record is from RefSeq and is a predicted model, not a curated record. Lineage: Eukaryota; Metazoa; Chordata; Actinopteri; Mugiliformes; Mugilidae. The transcript has 9 exons. Gene Ontology annotation, molecular function: SNARE binding; SNAP receptor activity. Gene Ontology annotation, biological process: vesicle fusion; intracellular protein transport; vesicle-mediated transport.